Messenger RNA from Syngnathus typhle (broad-nosed pipefish), 953 nucleotides. RefSeq names its product induced myeloid leukemia cell differentiation protein Mcl-1 homolog. The coding region runs from base 1 to 699 and encodes 232 amino acids. Lineage: Eukaryota; Metazoa; Chordata; Actinopteri; Syngnathiformes; Syngnathidae. The transcript has 3 exons. Gene Ontology annotation, biological process: positive regulation of apoptotic process; mitochondrial fusion; release of cytochrome c from mitochondria. Gene Ontology annotation, cellular component: mitochondrial outer membrane. Gene Ontology annotation, molecular function: protein homodimerization activity; channel activity; protein heterodimerization activity. The record is from RefSeq and is a predicted model, not a curated record.
AUGUCCUUUGAUGUGACUCGCGCAUGCGCAAAACUUGCCUUAAAUAGAGGCGAAGACGCGAGCGAGGGACCACUCACAUCCAGCCGUUACCUAGCGACAAGCGACAAGGAUUCUGAAAACGGCGACAUGGAUGAAGGCUCCCCGCCGGUGCCGGUCCUUCAACUCCCCGCUGUCCCAGACGUCCUAGACACCGACACAAGGCGGCUCAUCGGCCGGUUCCUCACUGACUUUACUGGGCUGUCCACACCUGCUUGGAACCAAAGCAACGUCCAGUAUAUGAUGAAAAAGGUCGUGACGGGAGUGGUGGACAAGUACAGGAUUCCAUACAAUGCCAUCAUCCACAGGCUGUCAUUGGAUCAAAGAGGGCGCGACAUGUCCUUCAUCGGCGAGGUGGCCAGGAAUCUAUUCGCUGACGGGAUAACCAACUGGGGUCGCAUCGCCAGCCUGUUGGCUUUCUGCGCUGUGGUAUCUGAACGCCUCAAGGCGAGGCAGCAAGAGUGCUGCGUGGAGCUGGUGGCCCAGGAGGUCUCAAACUUUCUGAUCUCACACCAGCGCACCUGGCUUGUGCAGCACAACGCAUGGGAUGGAUUUCUCACAUUCUUCAAGGAACAAGACCUAGAGUCUACAUUGAAGAAAUCCAUCCUAGCCUUUGUUGGUUUGGCCGGCGUGACAGCAGGAAUCAUCCAUCUGCUGAGAUGAACAUCAGCCAACUUUUAAAAUGCCAUUUUCUUUAUACAGUGUUUUUAUUCAAAAUAGACUUAACCCCCAAAACUAUUCUACCCAUUCACUGUUCAAACACAUUUGUACAAAGAAAGCUAGAGAUGCCUCUUUUUUAAAUUCACAUGUAUAUUUUCUAAAAACUACUGUAAAGAAAACAAGACAAGAAGUGAUCUUAUUUUUACUACUAUUUUUUGUUGGAAAUUCUAUUAUUGACAAGUACUUUUCUUGUAUAG